AUGGCGUCUCCGCAGCCUCAACCCAAUCUUGUGCGACAUAAUACAAUGCCGCCUCAGCCUUUGGCGCACCAGAGGUCUGUGGUCAGAAAACCUGUUGGGAAACCUGUAGCACCGACACAGAAUAUCUCUCUUCCACAUAGGCCUGCUCCUCAGCAGUAUCCGCAACAGCAGCAGCAGCAGCAGCAGGGUUAUCCUCCUCACAACCAACAGCAACAGCAGAGACCUCAGUCUUUUCAUCCAGGACAACAGUUUCAGCAUGUUCAUCAGCAGCAGAAUCCGCAGCCGACACAUCAAACUCAAUCGGUAGGUCAGCAACCUCAGUCGUUCCAGAACAUCCAGCAGCAACAGCAAGCGCAGCCUGUACAAUACCCUCAGCAGCAACAGGGUCAACCUCAACACUAUCAGCAGUCUCACCAGCCUCACCAGCAGCCUCACCAGCAGCUUCACCAGCAGCUUCACCAACAGCCGACUCAACAGCCGGUUCAGCAUCAACAGCCGACUCAGCAGCAUGUUCAGCAUCAACAACCACAGCAACAGCAAGUGUACCAACAGCCGUAUCACCAGCAGCAACAGCAACCAUCACUGCCACAUCAGCAUGUCCAGGCUCAGCAACCUCCGCAACAGCCUCCUCAACAGCAGCAGCAACAGCCCCCCAACCCGGCAAGCCCAACACCAAACCCCGCUCACCAGACACUGCCGAACAAUCCACAAGCACAACCAUCUUCAACAAGCCCAGCUCCGCAGCCUCAUCGGGUCGAUACUAGCAACAGCAACAUCAACUCAUUUGUGCUCGAUCAUGAGAGGCCUGCAAGCAUCAGCAGCAGUAGCGCCGGUAUCGCAACUCCUGCCACAACCGUCGCCUCACCCAGCGUAGGCACCCCGAGAUGGGAACCCAAUGUUAUCCCUCCGGCAGUGCAACAAGCGCCAGCGGUGGAUGUGAGGCGUACCUCAACAGGGCAGACCCAGCUGUGUAACCACUGCCGGAAAGGCAUCCCUCUCAAUGUAUCGGUAUACACCUGUCUCGUCUGCAGCACAGCACACACCGCAACAACUUUCUGUGUAUGGUGUUUCACCUCCAACGCAGUCAACGCUUCCCACAACCAUGACAAGUCCUACUACGCAACCGAAUCCGAUCCACGAGUACAACCUUCAGUGCAAGAUCCGAUAACUCACAUGUGGACUAUCCGAAAGAACGUCUCUGGUCGACUUUGGUACACUCAUAAUGCAACAGGUUUGAAGACGCACCUCAAACCCACAGCAGCGGCUUUGUUUGGGUUUUCCGGACUGCCACCUGGCUGGGAUGAGCGCAAGACACCCGACGGCCGAACAUUCUACUUCAACAAAAGACUGGGAACGAGUGCCUGGACGAAACCUGCGAACUCUCUGCCCGACGGCUGGAGAGAGCUGAGAACCCCGGACUUGGUGCCAUUCUACAUCAACGAGCAGCUUGGGCUAUCGUCAUGGGACAGACCAGGGCAGCAGCCGAGACAACAGACCAAGCAGGGCAACAAAGUAGUCGUUAGAAGAGCGAGACCCGGGCAACCCAACGCUCCGCAAAAUGUUGGCGACAACAUCCUUUCCGCUACCAUCAAUGCGGCCAGGCUCACAGGCCAAGGUGUUGAGAUGGCAAGUCGCCAAGUCGGAAAGCUGGGAAAGAGGAAGAACUGGAGAAAGAUGGGCAGGAUGCUCAACUCAGUUAAUGGAAUAGUUGGCGAUGGAUCUGGAAGUGAUUGCGAGUACAACGACUACAAUGAUGAUAGCGGUUUCGGUUUCGGGGAUGACUCGGGCGGUUACCAAGAUCAACAGCAGGGACAGUUCCAGCAGAGUUUCGACUAUCAGCAAAGCUCUUUCUCUGAGCAGCCGCAGCAGUCAUUUUCCUUUGAAGAUAACCAGCAACAGUCCAUGUUCCAGCAGUCAGCUUUCGAUCAGCAACCCACGUUUGAGUAUUCGGUACAGUAUGAACAGCCCGCGUACGAACAGCAAUCAUUUGAGCAACAGCCUGAGCAGUUCAGCGUGACAGCAGAGGUGUCAUAUACAACGGCAGAUGCUCAGCCAAUGUACGAGCAGCAGCAGAGUUACGAACCUCAGCAGGAGCAGUUCGGUCAAGAAGCAUACGAGCAGCCUAGCAACGAGGUCCAGCAAUCCACGUACGAGUCGGCACCGUGCCAAGAGCCUAUGCAUACUCAACAGCAGGAGUCUUUUGAGGCUGCUGUUCCUCCUGAGCAGAACGAAAAUGUUCAGCCGCCUGUACAAGAGCCUUUCGUGCAACCUCUGCAGCCGACGCCUCAACCUGCGUAUCAAGUCACUCAGCAAGUCUUUCCCGCGCAGCAAUAUACCUACGAUCCAACUCAGAUGCCCCAGCAGCAAGUUACUGUCUCUUAUCAAGUACCCAGUUACAUUACCGAGCCAGCUCCAGCACCAACGUUCGACCAAGCUCAGCAACCCGUUUAUCCAAUCUUCAUGCAAAACAAUCAACCAGAAAUCAUUUCCAGUAAUGUUCCUUUGGUCGAAGUCCCAGGUACACCUGAUAGUACGAAUGGGUUAUUUGGUGGCGGAUACAACAAUAACGACAUUCUCGCCGGUACCAGUCUAGCUGCUGAGAACAACGCGAUUAUUCAGCAGAGCAACUCGCCGAUGCCACAGGAUAGCGUCGUAGUCGAAGUUACAAUUCAGUCAUCGCCUGCGUCUGGAUUCGAAGUUUCCCCGACGCCCGCGCCGUUGGUUGUACAGCAAUACGACGCCUCAGCAAAGCCAGCUUCUUUUGUAUCGGUUGAAACUGUGCAGCCGGAGAUUGAUUUCAAUACGGGCGAAAGGUGCAAUGCUCUUAUUUGA
This is a messenger RNA of Fusarium sp. VM40, 2832 nucleotides long. NCBI's taxonomy places the organism in Eukaryota, Fungi, Ascomycota, Sordariomycetes, Hypocreales, Nectriaceae. The record is from the annotation of a GenBank genome assembly.